Messenger RNA from Racocetra persica, 192 nucleotides. The record is from the annotation of a GenBank genome assembly. Lineage: Eukaryota; Fungi; Glomeromycota; Glomeromycetes; Diversisporales; Gigasporaceae.
AUGCACCCGUGUUUAACUAAUGCUGAAGAUGACAAUUCAAGAGGCAAAGAAGGUCUUGGAUGUCAUAAUGUUAAUACGAAGGUUAAGGGCAAUGAAACAUAUAAGUGUGGCUGUAGUAAGAGUGGAAGCCAAGUAAAUGUUAAUAUAGUGAAUUACAAGAUUGAAUAUAAAACCUACAAUUAUGCUAGCUAA